GUACACCAUCACCAAGUGGCUAAAUACCCCCCCGGCCCAGCACUGUCAGGUGAUUGUCUCCUGUUGGAGUAAGAAAGGAUAUCCGAGCUGAAAAUGUGUGACGACGAAGAAAGCACUGCCCUGGUGUGUGACAAUGGAUCUGGACUGUGUAAGGCAGGCUUCGCCGGGGAUGAUGCUCCCAGAGCGGUGUUCCCUUCCAUAGUGGGACGUCCCAGACAUCAGGGAGUGAUGGUAGGAAUGGGGCAGAAAGAUAGUUACGUUGGUGAUGAGGCGCAAAGCAAGAGGGGAAUCCUGACUCUCAAGUACCCCAUCGAGCACGGAAUCAUCACAAACUGGGACGAUAUGGAAAAAAUCUGGCAUCACUCUUUCUACAACGAGCUCCGUGUGGCUCCAGAGGAACACCCCACUCUGUUGACAGAAGCCCCACUUAAUCCUAAAGCCAACAGGGAGAAGAUGACCCAGAUCAUGUUUGAGACCUUCAAUGUUCCAGCCAUGUAUGUAGCUAUUCAAGCAGUGCUGUCUCUCUAUGCUUCUGGACGCACAACAGGCAUUGUGCUGGACUCUGGUGAUGGUGUCACCCAUAACGUACCCAUUUAUGAGGGCUACGCUCUUCCACAUGCCAUUAUGCGUUUGGACUUGGCCGGCCGUGAUCUCACUGACUACCUCAUGAAGAUCCUAACUGAACGAGGCUACUCAUUCGUCACCACUGCUGAAAGAGAAAUCGUCCGUGACAUCAAGGAGAAGUUGUGCUACGUGGCUCUGGACUUUGAGAAUGAGAUGGCCACCGCUGCCUCUUCCUCCUCUCUGGAGAAGAGCUAUGAGCUUCCCGAUGGACAGGUCAUCACCAUUGGCAAUGAGAGGUUCCGCUGUCCUGAGACGCUGUUCCAGCCGUCCUUCAUCGGGAUGGAAUCUGCUGGUAUUCAUGAAACCACCUACAACAGCAUCAUGAAAUGCGACAUUGACAUCCGUAAGGAUCUGUACGCCAACAAUGUGCUGUCUGGCGGUACCACCAUGUACCCGGGCAUUGCAGACAGGAUGCAGAAGGAGAUCACUGCUUUGGCUCCCAGCACCAUGAAGAUCAAGAUAAUCGCUCCACCUGAGCGCAAGUACUCAGUAUGGAUCGGCGGCUCCAUCCUGGCCUCUCUCUCCACCUUCCAGCAGAUGUGGAUCAGCAAGCAGGAGUAUGAUGAAGCCGGACCCUCUAUUGUGCAUCGCAAGUGCUUCUAGACGACACCUCCAGCCCCCUCCUGGUCCCGUAAUUCUGCUAUUGCUUCAUAGCCUGUAAACUGUGAACCUGCCCUUUAUUUCCCUCUAUUGUAUUGUCUUUGCACUGCCCACUUCUGUUUGAAUGUUCUGAUCUAAUUAUGUCAUGACCAUAUAGAGGUGUUUUCGGUUGGGUUAUUAAGCUUGAACGUGCUGCCAAUAAAGAAGAUUGGGGGGAUUUUUUUUAGGGUGGUGAGACUCCAGAGAUGAGGAGAGCGUGUUAUUCUUCCUAUUGUGUUUAAAUGCUACGAGGAAACACAACUGCAUGUCGGCUUUCAGGCAGUCUGUUUGGAUUUCAUAUGAAGGAAUAAAGCUCAGCAAUAAUUAA
Molecule: messenger RNA, 1591 nt
Organism: Danio rerio (zebrafish)
Lineage: Eukaryota; Metazoa; Chordata; Actinopteri; Cypriniformes; Danionidae
Gene: acta2
Product: actin alpha 2, smooth muscle
Biological process (GO): cytoskeleton organization
Cellular component (GO): cytoskeleton
Source: RefSeq, marked validated